Messenger RNA from Penicillium angulare, 387 nucleotides. RefSeq names its product Vps55 family protein. Gene Ontology annotation, biological process: late endosome to vacuole transport via multivesicular body sorting pathway. The record is from RefSeq and is a predicted model, not a curated record. Gene Ontology annotation, cellular component: Vps55/Vps68 complex; endosome. The transcript is spliced from 3 exons. The coding region runs from base 1 to 387 and encodes 128 amino acids. Lineage: Eukaryota; Fungi; Ascomycota; Eurotiomycetes; Eurotiales; Aspergillaceae.
AUGGCGGCUGGCAUUAAGACCAUCAUCGCACUUGCAUUUGUGCUCGCGAUCGGAUUCCUCCUUGUCAUCCUCUCCUCCGCCCUGUGGCACAAGUACUGGCCAUUGCUAGUGGUCGCAAUCUAUGUGAUUGCGCCGCUCCCCAAUUGGAUCUGUUCGCGAUGUGCAAACCCAGAUGAUUUCAUCGAUAGCUCAUCCAAUGCGGCAAUGGACUUCGGUCGCUUCAUGACGGGCUUCUUGGUCUUGACAGGCAUUGCACUUCCCGUUGUCCUUGCGCAUAGUGGAGAGAUUCAAAUCCCAGCCAUGAUUAUGUCCAUUCUUGGUGGUCUCCUGAUUUACGGAACCAUCAUUAGCUUCUCCAUGUUCUUCCAGGAACAGGAAGAGUUCUGA